GUACGGCGCGCGCUGCGUCCGGGCGCUUAGCUUUCCCUCCCGGUCCCGCCCUCCGUCGCGGCAGCGCGGUGCACCUUGGGAUAGGGAGCGAUCUCCGAGCGAGGCAGCAAGAUGGACGCGGGAUUCUUCCGCGGAACAAGUGCAGAACAGGAUAAUCGAUUCAGCAACAAACAGAAAAAGCUACUGAAGCAGCUGAAAUUUGCAGAAUGCCUAGAAAAAAAGGUGGACAUGAGCAAAGUAAAUUUGGAGGUUAUAAAGCCUUGGAUAACAAAACGAGUAACAGAAAUCCUUGGGUUUGAAGAUGAUGUUGUGAUUGAAUUUAUAUUCAACCAGCUGGAAGUGAAGAAUCCAGACUCCAAAAUGAUGCAAAUCAACCUGACUGGGUUUUUGAAUGGGAAAAAUGCUAGAGAAUUUAUGGGAGAGCUGUGGCCCCUGCUCUUAAGUGCACAAGAAAACAUCGCUGGAAUCCCUUCUGCUUUCUUAGAACUGAAGAAGGAAGAAAUAAAACAGAGACAGAUUGAACAAGAAAAAUUGGCAUCUAUGAAAAAGCAAGAUGAAGACAAAGAUAAGAGGGAUAAGGAAGAAAAAGAAAGCAGCAGAGAAAAAAGAGAGAGGUCCCGAAGCCCAAGAAGACGCAAAUCCAGAUCUCCUUCCCCUAGAAGACGAUCUUCCCCUGUCAGGAGAGAGAGAAAGCGCAGUCAUUCUCGAUCUCCCCGUCACAGAACCAAGAGCCGGAGUCCUUCCCCUGCUCCAGAAAAGAAGGAAAAAACUCCAGAGCUCCCUGAACCAUCAGUGAAAGUAAAGGAACCUUCAGUACAAGAGGCCACUUCUACUAGUGACAUCCUGAAAGUUCCCAAGCCUGAACCUGUACCAGAACCUAAAGAGCCUUCUCCAGAGAAAAAUUCCAAAAAGGAAAAAGAAAAGGAGAAGACGCGACCAAGAUCUCGGUCACGAUCCAAAUCAAGAUCUCGAACACGUUCUCGUUCUCCUUCUCAUACUCGACCAAGACGGCGCCACAGAUCCCGAUCACGAUCAUACUCACCUAGAAGGCGGCCAAGCCCAAGAAGGCGUCCAUCUCCUCGAAGACGGUCUCCACCAAGACGAAUGCCACCUCCACCACGGCAUAGAAGAAGCAGAUCUCCAGUGAGAAGGAGAAGGCGUUCAUCAGCAUCUUUGUCUGGGAGUAGCUCAUCGUCGUCUUCGUCUCGUUCCCGGUCACCGCCAAAGAAGCCUCCUAAGAGGACAUCCAGCCCCCCUCGAAAAACUCGUAGGUUAUCUCCUUCAACAAGUCCUCCUAGGAGAAGGCAUAGGCCGUCACCCCCAGCAAGUCCACCGCCAAAAACUCGUCAUUCCCCAACACCCCAGCAGUCAAACCGUACAAGAAAAAGUCGUGUUUCUGUCUCUCCAGGGAGAACUUCAGGUAAAGUCACAAAGCAUAAAGGUACCGAGAAAAGAGAAUCCCCUUCACCAGCACCCAAGCCUCGAAAAGUGGAGUUAUCAGAGUCAGAAGAAGAUAAAGGUGGCAAAAUGGCUGCGGCAGAUUCUGUUCAACAAAGACGCCAGUACCGAAGACAGAACCAGCAGUCUUCAUCUGAUUCUGGCUCCUCAUCAUCUUCAGAAGAUGAGCGACCCAAGAGAUCACAUGUGAAGAAUGGUGAGGUAGGCAGACGACGGAGACAUUCCCCUUCCCGGAGUGCCUCUCCAUCACCAAGGAAGCGCCAGAAAGAGACUUCCCCUCGGAUGCAGAUGGGAAAGCGAUGGCAAUCGCCAAUGACUAAAAGUGGUAGUAGACGUAGGAGAAGUCCCUCCCCACCUCCCACCAGAAGACGACGAUCUCCUUCUCCUGCUCCUCCUCCUAGACGUCGCAGGUCUCCCACACCACCACCACGACGAAGGACUCCCUCUCCUCCCCCGCGUCGACGCUCACCUUCCCCAAGAAGAUACUCUCCUCCAAUACAGAGGAGAUACUCUCCAUCUCCACCUCCGAAAAGAAGAACAACUUCUCCCCCUCCUCCUCCUAAACGAAGGGCAUCUCCAUCUCCACCACCAAAGCGUCGGGUUUCCCAUUCUCCACCUCCCAAACAAAGAAGCUCCCCUGUCACCAAGAGACGUUCACCUUCAUUGUCGUCAAAGCAUAGGAAAGGAUCUUCCCCAAGCAGAUCUACCCGGGAUGCCCGGUCACCGCAACCAAACAAACGGCAUUCGCCCUCACCACGGCCUCGAGCUCCUCAGACUUCCUCUAGUCCUCCGCCUGUUCGAAGAGGAGCAUCAUCAUCACCCCAAAGAAGGCAGUCCCCAUCUCCAAGUACUAGGCCCAUUAGGAGAGUCUCCAGGACUCCGGAACCCAAAAAAACAAAAAAGACUGCCACGCCGAGCCCUCAGUCUGUAAGGAGGGUUUCAUCUUCCCGUUCUGUCUCAGGAUCCCCUGAGCCAGCAGCUAAAAAACCCCCAGCACCUUCAUCCCCUGUCCAGUCUCAGUCACCCUCUACGAAUUGGUCCCCGGCGGUACCAGUCAAAAAGGCUAAAAGCCCAACACCAAGCCCAUCACCGGCAAGGAAUUCGGACCAAGAAGGAGGUGGGAAGAAAAAGAAGAAAAAGAAGGAUAAGAAACACAAAAAAGAUAAGAAGCACAAGAAGCACAAAAAACACAAGAAAGAAAAGGCUGUAGCUGCAGCUGCUGCAGUCCCUGUAACCCCUGCAGCCCUUGCUGCUCCUACAACGACAUCAGCACAGGAAGAACCUGAAGCAGAGCCAGAGCCCAAGAAGGAGAUUGAAAGUGAAGCUGAAGAUAACCUGGAUGACUUAGAAAAGCACCUGCGUGAAAAGGCCCUGAGAUCAAUGCGGAAGGCUCAAGUGUCCCCACAGUCUUAGGCAAUUAACUAUUCCCAGGAAGGAUCCUUCACUGAUAGAAAAUUUUUUUUUAUGAAAUGUCAUGGCUCCAUUCAUAAUUUUGUCAGUUCUUCCAAUUGAUAUAUACAACUUUCAGAGCUCUUGUAUUUGGAAAGCUGGAAGGGCCCAGACUUUGAAAUUGUGUCUUUGUUUUCACUGUUUUUGUUUUUUGUUUUGUUUUUUUAAACUAAAGCUAUAUAAAGCUUGUGGAUUAAACAGAAUAAAUUUCUAAAUUUAAAAAUGUUGGUCACUUAAAUUUACUUAAUCAGUGCUGCAGGGAGCAUACUUGUCUUGAAAAACUUCAAGUGAUUACCUUUCACCUUAACACCUUUGGCAAAGUGAAAAUUGAACAAGGGCAGUAAAAGGUAAAAUUAAGGUUUUACCAUGUUUAUUAUAAUAAUAUGCUAAGUACUGUGAAGGAAUGUGAUUGGAAAGUACAUAACACUAGGCAAACCAAGUUAACUGUUGUGUGUAGAGAGAAUAUUACAGGUGAGCAAUGCCUACAUAUAUACUUAGGCAUCCUUACUGAGACCACAAAGACAGACUUAAUGAAGCUGCUACUGUUGGGACCGCACAAAUAUCCUGGACUAACUGCAUGAUUGAUAAAAGUUUAUUUUUUUCCCCCAGGGACCAUGGACCUCUUGGGCAGUACUCGGGGCCACUUCUGGUAAUACUUACGUAGUUCGGAACUUGGGCAUGACAAUGUGGUGCUGCUUGAGGGCCACCAUGGCUAUACCUCGUGCUACCGAGGAACCACACAAUGCCAAGAUUAGGACAUAAAGCUUCGUGCAUUGCCGGGGAGGCAUUCCAACCUUUAGAAUGAUCUUUCUGUUUGUGGUGAUACAACCAGUAUGUCUCUGCCAACUUGAGUUUUAGGUAUCUUCUACAUGACUUUAUUUUUCUAAUUCUAAUGUGUAGGAAAAGCAAGUUUCUGAGAUGGUGGGUGUUAAAUCCUUCAAAUGUGACCAAACUAAAUACUAAGGUAUUUACAUCAAGAUAAUAAAACAUUUUUUCAGUCCA
Messenger RNA from Sorex fumeus (smoky shrew), 3909 nucleotides. RefSeq names its product serine and arginine repetitive matrix 1 (gene SRRM1). NCBI's taxonomy places the organism in Eukaryota, Metazoa, Chordata, Mammalia, Eulipotyphla, Soricidae. Gene Ontology annotation, cellular component: spliceosomal complex. The record is from RefSeq and is a predicted model, not a curated record. Gene Ontology annotation, biological process: regulation of mRNA splicing, via spliceosome; mRNA processing. The transcript has 19 exons. The coding region runs from base 112 to 2871 and encodes 919 amino acids. Gene Ontology annotation, molecular function: RNA binding.